Diorhabda carinulata is the source of this 6709-nucleotide messenger RNA. RefSeq lists its product as uncharacterized. The transcript has 3 exons. NCBI's taxonomy places the organism in Eukaryota, Metazoa, Arthropoda, Insecta, Coleoptera, Chrysomelidae. The coding region runs from base 2840 to 6688 and encodes 1282 amino acids. The record is from RefSeq and is a predicted model, not a curated record.
AUGGCUAUGGACAUAUGAAGCUUAUAUUCUUCAACAAGAGAAAAUAUUCGAAAUUAUGUUAAUUUCAAAUUGCACAAUUGAUCAUCGUAUAAUUUUCUAAAAUGUCGCACUAUUAUUCCAGUUAUGUGAACUACAUAUAUGAAUGCCUGUCCUGUUACAAUAUCCGUUUCUCUUUGUGGCAAAAUAUUUAGUAAGCAAUUGCGCUACGAGUUUUGUAAUUGUAAUAUGAAUAAAGUAUGAUUGUGUUUUGAGCAUAUCAUCCUCUCUGCAUGGGGUGAUAGCAAUAAGAGGGUGGUACGGCAACAACAAAUCUCUGUCUCCCCUUUUUUCUCUCUCCCACGUCCCUUCUCUACCCUUACGGAUUAAUACAACAGUGGAAAAAAUUGAAAAUAUCCCCGUGCUGUAAAAUAUGUGAAUUGCUUAAUUUUCGAGUAGAUGGAAAAUUGCUGUGCUAUUUUUUCGUCUUCAUCGUUUGUAAUCUACCAAGCAUAUAUAUAUAUAUAUAUAUAUAUAUAUAUAUACAGCGACAGUUUGAAAAUUAUUUGCGGAAUCAGAUGUCACAACAAAAGUCUAAUUUUCUAAUUGAUUAUUUUUCACAAAAAAUUCAAAUGAAAUUUGACCUGCAAUUAUGCCGAACUAGCUGCUUAUCUGACUGCUUUAUUUGUGUGAAUCUUAAUAUUACAGCCCUUCACGAAGCAAAACAUUCUUUGUGGAAAUAUUAUUGUCCUGCACAUAUUUACUUAAAUUGUUAGUGUUAGUGUCGAUGAUACACACUGUUUACACCACCACUACACUAACAUUCGCAAUAACAGUGUCUGACGCGCGUUUCGAUAACCAAGUAAACGUCUUCAGUGUGUUCGGCAUUGGGGAUAGUGGCCAUGAGCUCGGUAAUGUAACUUAUAACAACAAUUAAUAAUUUUUGAAAUGUAUAGAACAUAAUUGUAGCUAAUGAUUAUUAAUGUGGUACUCUAUAUAAUUUGAUGAAAAAGAAAAUAUUAUAUUCAGUUUUCAAUUUUGGUUUCCUUUUCAUUUUACUAUACCUGAUUCAUGGAUAAAUCGGAUUAUUUUAGAACUCUUCUGUUUUCACUGUUGGGCAAGGUGUAAUUAAUUUAAUCCAUAAGGUCAUAUCCAAAUUUGUAAUUUUAGUCCAUCAGAGCAUAUCACUCAAUUAACAAUUAUUCAAUUUACGUGGAUGCAUCAAAAACCUGACAAUGGACGAGAAGGACGAGUUGUUAUUAAUGCCAAUUAAAACUAACUACAUUUCGCACUUUGCGUGUAUGGAGUUUUGUUACAAAAUCAUGGAUGUCCUGAGGGAAUUACACCCUGGCCUCUAGUUUGGGAUCUCUUGUCAUGUUUAUUCCCAAACGUACAGUUUCAGUAAAAUUCAAGAUUGAUAUUUGCACUUAAAUUUAAAAUAAAUUCCCACCAGUUGGAUUUAUACAGACACUAAUGUCGAAUGUUUCGAGCAAUAUUUUAAAUACUCGUUUAUGCUCUCAUUUAAAUUCAAAAUAGGUACGCAAUUUUGAAAAUAUUUCCAGCAAUUUCUGAAAUUCAUGCUUCUACAUAAAUUUUUGGAUAUAUUUGAACAAAAGUAUCUCUAAAUUUGUAAAAAAGUUAUUUUUCUAUCACCAACAAUGAGAAGCGGAAAAAUAUAAUAGGACAACCAGUAUAAUUAUUUAAAUCUAUCAACAUAAAGAAUUUUUUUUUAAUUUGACACCUGCUCAAAAAGAUAACAGUUUCAUUUAUUGUGAUUUAUUUUAAUAAUCUAAUCAAUUCACCUUCUACUGUUGUAGUUACUAUUUUUUAUUACUUUCAGCAUUUUCCCCAAUAAAUGUUAUAUGAAUACCGAUUUAACAAUUUGGUAACUUUUCUGGGUUUAAAAUAAUGUGUAGCUAAAAUAUUGUAUAGGAUUCAAAGCAUCUGAUAUCUGGUCUGUAAACCGAAACAUAUUUUACGAUCACCAUGUCGCACCAUCUAAAGCUUUGGUCGCCAAGUGCUGGACAAAAUGAUUCUCCAACAUUUUCCACCUCCAACUUCCAAUAUGCAAUAUUAUGUACCCUCCACAUCUCAAAAAGCUGUUGAACUGGCAUCUUCUGCGUAUAAAAAUGAUUUAGAGACAUCAUAGCAUAACACAUAACAGACUAUCCCUAAAUAUUUUGAUUCGUUUAAAAAUCUAUAACCCCCAUGGCUACGACACUGGCGAUGGCGUGAGUAAUCCCAGCUGGCAAAUCUGUCUACAACAGAAUCACUACACACAAAAGAACCUCGAGGCGAUCCUCAUCCUCGUUAUUUGAAAAAAAGAGGAACCCGAACCACACGAAGUGGUGGAACUAGAGAGAAGAGAGAACCACCAUCAUCAGUCGUAUCAGUACCACAAACGGUAGUAUUAUUCUAAUAUGCCGCUGUUCCGUUUCGUAAAACUUUUAUCAAACAAAAAUAAACACCGAAUCUAAAUGAAAUCACCUCAAAUGUAUAAGAAUAUAUAAAAUUACUUUAUACGUGUUAAUUAAAUUGAUCUGUGAUAGAAUUUCGUUACUGUUUUGUGAUAUCAUUAACAUUUAUAACGAAAACCUGAUUUAUUACGUAUUUAUGUACGCGAAAAGUUACAUGAAUUUGUUUAAAUAAAGUGAAGGUCGUAUUAAAAAGAUAACCAAGUCAGUUUUCGUAAGUAACAGUGUUGUGUUACGUUUGAUGUUUUUACCACUGUGUUAAAUCGCAGCUGAGCCAUAUACCGCCCUUAUUUUAAAGGAUAACAUCAACCUACUUGUCCGUAUUAACUACCUGCUUAGAUACUAUAAAAUGGAGAAUCUAAGAGAGAAUCCAGUUUCACUCCACCGACAUGGACACGGACAUACUAGUAAGGCAAAACGCAGUUGAAAAACUAGACAACCCAAACCAAAUAGACAGCGGCUGCGAAACGAGCACUACAAAGUCGACAGAGGAAAUUUUACUAACAACUACGAUAGUUACGGAAGAAAUAUGUACUGACAAUAACGACGUGUUAGUUUUGAGAACGACACCCGAAAGUAACAGAAGAAUUAUCAAUAAAUCAGCUUAUGCUAAGUUACACAGAUCUUUAUCCCCAACAAGACAGCUCGAUUACAUCAAAUCUAGAUACGAAACAAACGAUAUCGAAAUAAAUAAAAGUGAUACCGAAAAAUCUAAAUUGCAUCGAAAUUCGGAUAUCAAGCUAAACAAACAAGAAGCAGAUUCGACCAGAAAUAAAUCGAAACUACCACUUCCUAAAUCUAAAGCAACGAUAAAAAACGAGAACAAAUUACCGGUACAGAAAGGAGUAGAAAAAUCCAAAUAUCGGCACAGCCUUAUUCUGGAUAGAAAAUCGAAAAAAAAAGAUGAAAAUUCGAAUGAAGUAUUCAGAAAAAGCAGCUCAAGUUCAGGAGAAUUUAUUACUAUAGUACCCAGAUCCGAAUCGAUUGAAACCGUCGAUAAAUUAGAACACGAACUUAGUUUAUUCACAAUGGAUAAAAAACCCAAAGAUAAAAAACGCGCCAACAGCUUUAGGAAAAUAUUCACCGGUAAAAUUUUUAGUAAAGAAAAGAAGAAAAAAGAUGAUACUGAACAACAAAGGAAAACUGUUAAUACCGAUAACAUCCAAAAUGAAAACAACGCUUUUUCAAGACAGUCUCCUUAUAGACACAGCAUGGGAAAUACCAAUAUACCAAAACCAACUAAAAUACCACAAAUAGAAGAAAAGCACCAACAACCUAUAAAUAUUGAAGAAAUAGAAAAGAAAUAUGCACAAAUGCACGUUAAAGAAUUCAAUAAUAUUAAACACAACUUCGAAAAUCCAAAAAGUCCCGAAACACCUGAUAAACCUGUACAAACUGUAAACCCUGGUCCCAUGGAUUUCAAAAAAGUAGCAAAUAUAAACAAAUUUAUCGAUACUAGUUCUUCAGCAAGUACGAUGGAAUCCGAUAGGGAAAAUUCUAUUAAACAAUUCAAUCAAGACACAGAAAAUCCGUAUAGAUCUCUGAGAUUUGCAGAUAAUCAAAGGAAUACGCCUCCGAGAGCACAAGAACUCAGACAAAUACAAGACGUAAAACUAGUAAAUCCGAAAGCCUUAAUCCCUAUCAAUUCAGAAAGACCUUUACCUAAUCCUUACCAAAACAUCGCUUCAAGCAAACCAAAAGUUAGUCCCAAACCACAAUUAACUCGAACUGCUCAUCAUAGUCCUUCCCCAAAACCAAAUAAUACUACUCACUUCAACUAUCCCGAACAAGAACCUAAACCUGUAUUUGAUGAAACCUAUGGCACUGUUUUCGAUAGUUUGGAAUUGAAGAAAGAAGUUCCAGUUCAAAAAAUAAUACUAAAACCACCAAGAUCACCUUCACUAGAACCAACCAAACUAAAAUUGCCACCAAAUAGAGAUGUCGGUCCGAUGUCUCCAAGAAUGAAAUCACCGAUUCCUCAACAUCAUGUUAGUGCCGAAAAGCUAAUAGCUACAGAACUACUAAGAAGCUCUAGAUCACCGACACCAACUAAAAAGAGACCAAACCAAAUCGUUUCGAAUCAACAGAGACAGGAGACUAAUAUAGAUUUUUCAGAUAAUGAAAGUAUGCGGCCAAUUUUAUCAACUAAACCUCCAAUUUCUAGAAUGCCUGAACAUGUUUCAAGAAUCACUUCACUAUCGUCAAAUUAUGAAAAUAAAAAUUAUCGAUCUACGGAGUAUAUAAAUAUUCCUAGACAACAAAUGGCUACAUUUGUCGGUUCACACGAAAAACUUUCAGCUUCCAAAAUCCCUGAACAAAUUCAAAGAACACCGAAUCAUGAAAAUAAGCUUCAACUAGCCGGUUCUCAAGGGAAAAUUUCUCCGCGAAUUCCACAACAUCUAAACGUACAAAGAUAUAGUCAAGUAUCGCCUAUUUAUGGUUCCCAAGAAAGAAUGUCACGUUCAAGAACACCGGAUCAUAUAAACAUUCAAAACCACGCACAAAUAUCUCCGCAUUACGAUAUUAAAAUCAAUGCGGAUUGCCACGAACGAUCUCUAAAUAGUACAAGGAGAUCACCAACACCGAAUAUCCUAUUACAAAAUACAGAGCUAUCUACAGUUAGACCACAAAGCUCUCGAUCAUCUACACCUGUAGAUUUACGAAUACCAUCACAGUCUAAUAAGCAAUCGCCUCAAAAAGAAGAGAUGAGAAGAAGCGUGGAAGCUUACUAUUGGAAGGAAAUAAAGAAAUUAAAAGAAUUAGAAAACAGAGAUUUGUAUUAUUACCAAGUACAAUACAUGCCGUUCGGAUAUAGCGAGGAACCUAUAAGCAUCAGAAAGUCUAGAAGCUCUUCGCCGUCUCAAAGAAAUGGUAGAAGAAGUUUAAGCUUACCAAGAGAACCAAAAUCACAUGUACAGCAAACAACAGAAGUAGAUGGUUACGGAAGAUUUCAACCUAUGCCUAUCCCAGAAGGUAGAGCUGUCGUCAAUUAUUCAAAUUACUAUAAUCAAAACUUGAGAAGAAACGCUCCCGAAAGGCGAACCAUAGACGCUGUUCCAAGGAAUGGUAGUAAUUCGAUGAAUAGACCAAUUUUUAAGAGAGGCAGUCUCACAGCUCCCGUUAGGGAGAUGAUAGAAGAUCAGCAGUACAAAAAAGUUAGUUUUGGUAACAGACAAGACGAAGAUGCGUGGCCUACUAGGAAUGGAUAUACACAAUAUCCGCCUCAAAGACCAAAACGUGUAGAAAGUACAGAUGACGAUGUUUUCUUGCCCAAUUCACAACAAACAACUAAACUAAUUGUUGAUGGUAAAGAAAUAUAUGGAUAUACCAACAGACCCUACGAUAAUUUAGUAGUUAGACAGCAGGAGUCACCAUACUACCAAAAUGCCAAUUUUUAUCGACAAAUUCACCAAGAGCUACCACCAUCAGAAGAUCCUAGGAGUAUGCCUAGAUACAAUACCACUCAACUUGCAGAGCCCACAUAUAUACAACACCAAAGAGUGUCUAGAAGGAUGUCAUUCGAUAAUGUCCAGCCCCAAAGAAGACAAAUAUACGUAAAAGACGACGUAUACGGAUACUUCGGAGGAUAUGUGCCAGGAGAUCAACAAAAUGUCGUGUACGCUUCAAGGCAAAACAUAGAUGAAUCUUUGUACGGUUAUAGCCGAGGUGUUCCUAAACAAAUAACAGUUAGAGAUAAAGUUUGCGAUAUGUACGGACAAAUCCAUGAUAGAAACAGUCCAUCAUUAAAUGUAAAAAAAUCUGGUGUUAUACUUGGACAAGUACAACAGUUACAAAAUUCUUCUUAUUCCCCGUUGCCGAAUCAAAAUUUUGUAAGAAACUCUAGAUUAACGGCAAGUGCUAACGAUAUGUAUAGACGCUAUCAAAACGGUGAUCCUAGAUAUACUAAUAAUGUGAUAUAUGACAUAGCCCCUUCUAGACCUUUACCGCCUGUUCCUACGGAAAAAAAAGUGCAUGUACGACAUAAUAUGGAUAAUGGGGCUGAAAUUAAUGAUUUAGGGAUAAACAAUAAUGCCGGGAAAACUAAAAAACGUGCAGUUUUUGGAGAAUGGCAAUCAAGGCAAACUAAGUAUAAAACUGAAGACGAAUAUCGCCGUUUUUGGCUAGAAAUUAAAAGUACUGAAAAUCUGUCCACGUCAGAUAUAAAAAAGCUUGUACUCAUUGAAGAAUUGAAAUUAGUGAAACUUAAAAUAAAACUGGAAAUUGCUCAUUUGGAAUAAAUAUAAAAGAUUAAUUAUGAA